Messenger RNA from Eurytemora carolleeae, 1282 nucleotides. RefSeq lists its product as uncharacterized. The record is from RefSeq and is a predicted model, not a curated record. The coding region runs from base 1 to 1257 and encodes 418 amino acids. Lineage: Eukaryota; Metazoa; Arthropoda; Copepoda; Calanoida; Temoridae. The transcript is spliced from 12 exons. Gene Ontology annotation, biological process: activation of innate immune response; positive regulation of type I interferon production.
AUGUCAUUUCAGAGACAAAUUUGCGGAAAUUUGAAUUUAAAAUGGCGAAAAUUUGAAAGCAAGAUGCCCGCUAAUAGUAACAGCUCUAGCGAGGGAUGGAAUAUUUGGAUGCUGUCAGAGGCUAUUUUCACCGUUUGGUUAAUAUUACAGGGAAUUUGUAUGAGUGAGGGUUUUACCAGAUUAAAACAGAUCUCCCAGGAUUAUUCAGUUUUAAUAUCUCUACUUCCUUACAACUUUGUUCAGAUUUGGAGCUUUAUCUUCAUACUAAUUUCUGUUCCUAUAUUCUACUUCAUCUUCCCUUUAUACUUUCUGUUUCAGGUGUUAUUGUUUGCCUGUAUCUGGUCAACAGUUCGAUGCAAAUGGGACAUUUAUCCUUUUCUUUACUCGCAGAAUAUAAUUGAAGAUCAAAAUGCGUUUCCAGGAUCAGGCCUAGCGGUGAACUAUUGGGAUUCAUUUCUUAAUUAUAUACUAAAGGAAGAUUUGUCAUGGAGACUUGCAGAGGAGUUUGGGAACGAUCUGGAUGAAUACUUGACAAAGAAAGGGAUAGUGGAUGGUAUACAGGGUUUGCAUUUAACUUGCUGUCAUCAGUUAGUUAUUCUUCUCCCCCUUUCCUGUGACAAAUGUGAUAAAACAAGCCAGGAAGGAUUGUUUGCGAUGUCAGAACUUCCAACAGAUUAUUUUCAUACAGAACCUUCUAGCAGGAUUAAAUUCAGGACAAGAGAAGGACAAGCUGACAUCACCUUAUCUCUAUCAUGGAUUUAUCAACAAACGGCCGACGAAGAAAUUUACAGAGUAACGGGAAUGCAUGUGAAUGAGGCGGAAAAAAUAUAUUUUCUCUCAGAUUUUCCGUCAACCCUGUACUCUUCGUUUGGACCGAACAAAUGUCGGAAUCGGAAGGAUGGGAAGACCCUGAAUUGGAGCGAAAAGGAUAGAAAGCUGAACCUAGAUUUGUUUCAAUCUACGAUUAAUUGUUUGGCUAAGAAACAAAACAUAAACAACAAACUUAUGUUUUGUUCUUACAGUGGAGACGACGGGCGGCCAGCUUCAUAUCACAUCAGACAAUCAAUCAAUCAAUCACACCUACACUUGACAAAUUCAAUCUCUUACUCCAAACCUUCAACACAGCCACUCCUCCCUGUGUUGAACCCCUAUCCAGUUUACAAUCAACAAAGUUUGCCAAAUAUUCACAUUGAUUCAGUUCAUAGUUUAAAAACCGGGGCAUGCACUGAAUCCAGCAGAAAGUUGAAAGCUGAAUAACUUUUUAAAAAGUUGUUAACAUCAG